CGUGUCUGCGUUUUUUUUUUUUAACAAACCCUCUCUGCUCAAACGAGGAGUCUCCGAAAGUCAGUCUCUGUUACAGUCCUUCAGUCAUUCCGUCUAUCUCUUGUUUGUCCCUCUUUCCCACUCUCACUGUUCUUUUCUUAAUCCUAUUUCGGUUUCCUGUUACUCUUGUAGCCUGUUGCUUCCUCUUCUUCCCCCACAAACUUAGUCUGCAGAUAUAGUGCUGGGUGAUGACCUGCUGAACAACGCUACGAAGUGAGCAGUGAGCCAAGUCAUUUAAGAGCUGCCGGACAUGGGGAAGCAGAACAGCAAGCUCCGUCCUGAGGUGAUGCAGGACCUGCUGGAAAGCACAGACUUCACCGAGCACGAGAUUCAAGAGUGGUACAAAGGCUUCCUGCGGGAUUGCCCCAGUGGGAACCUGUCUAUGGAGGAGUUUAAAAAGAUAUAUGGCAACUUUUUCCCUUAUGGAGAUGCUUCAAAGUUUGCAGAGCACGUCUUUCGCACAUUUGAUGCAAAUGGUGAUGGGACAAUAGAUUUCCGGGAGUUUAUAAUUGCUCUCAGUGUGACGUCACGUGGCAAACUGGAGCAGAAGCUAAAAUGGGCCUUCAGUAUGUAUGACCUGGAUGGGAAUGGCUAUAUCAGUAAAUCUGAGAUGCUGGAAAUUGUACAGGCUAUUUAUAAGAUGGUGUCCUCUGUGAUGAAGAUGCCUGAGGAUGAGUCAACACCUGAGAAAAGGACAGAGAAGAUCUUCAGGCAAAUGGACACCAACAGAGAUGGAAAGCUGUCACUUGAGGAGUUCAUCAAGGGAGCAAAGAGUGACCCCUCUAUUGUACGCCUGUUACAGUGUGACCCCAGCAGUGCUGGCCAGUUUUGAAGAUUAGGCAUCGGCUUGUGAGUGCUUCUAUGGCUGAUCCUUAAUGCCCUUCACCUUCCACUCUGGAGAAGUCUGAUGAUGAAGAAUGACAAGCAGAAGAUAAUGAAGAAGACAGGCUUUUGGUAUACGUUGAAGACUUCGAAGAUGUGCACAACUCCCAACCCCUGAGCAGUUUGUCUAAAUGCAGGCAAACUCCAAACUGCUGGACCUUCUUACGGUUUUGAAAGCCCACAAUGACGGAACAAGAGACAUCAUUAUGUUUUAAUUAGAGGACUUCCUUAGGUGAGUGAGUGAAUUCAAUCUGCAGAGCGGACUUGAGAACAACGACCACUUCUAAUUUUCUCUUUUGUACUGUGAGAAUGUUUGUUGUGUAUUACACAAAUGUCUUUUUGCAUUUUCAGCUUUGCAAUUUGUCAAUAAUGUGUUGAAGAAUGAAAUGCAUAAUUUCCCGUGGUUUUGCAUGUUAGUGGACAUCUUUUAAUAGAGGGGCAGCAGAACAUUUUAAGUGUUUGAGUACAGUCUCGAUGCAUAAAAAAGUGCACACCUCAAUUUGUAAGGCAGAUCCAGCCCAUGAUGACUUUUACGCUGUCACCUAGGUAUUUUAUUAUAUUUAUGCUGCUGCAGGAUUUCAAGCAUAAAAAUCUGUUUGUUUGUCAUGUAGUCUGUAAAGAAGGCGUUUUACUUUCAUUUAUAGAUAUUUUCAAGCACCCGCAUGGGAAAUGGGAUCAGUUUGCUACUAAUAACACAUGCUUGGGGUUUAUGCUCUUGCUCUGGUGUUUGGCAAUGUUUUGUGAAGACGUGUGACCAGUCACACCGUGCUUGCUUCUGUUCCUAAGUAUUGUCAGGGUCAGCACUACCAGUCAGUAUUAUUAACAACACUGAAAAAGUUGUACAAGCUUGACUUUUCCCUUUUCAGCGAAACACAAAAAUAGCAUCUUGUGGUCACGUGCCAAAAAGCAGUAUUGUAUAAAUGUAUACGUUGUGAUCCAGAUCCAGACAUUUCCUAUGCCGCUUAUCCUCUCUAGGGUCACGGGGGUAUGCUGGAGCCUAUCCCAGCUGACUUGGGGUGAGAGGAUGGGGUACACCCUGGACUGGUCCGUAUAAUUUGUGAUGUCUUGAAUGAAAUGUUUAUAAUUGCAGUUGCAUUUUCGUAGGGUUUUGUAUGGCAUCCUGUGUUGAAUGGUUUCAGUUUUGGGCACGCAGGAUUUUGACCGACUUUGAAAGGCAAGAAUUAAAUUUACAAUUCAAUGUUGUGUUGUGGUUUUGCUUUCUGCCUGAAUCUCAGGGUGCACUUCAAGCUCACUGUAGAUAUUAGUGUCAGAUCAUUAGACCAUAAGCAACACACUGACCUGUAUUUUCACCUGUACACUAUUUGCUGUAUACAUAUACAGUAAUGGAGUUCAUCAAAUUUAUUACAUAUAUUAUGUAAUUAUUAUGACAGUGCCAAUGAUGGCGGCUUGGUUUUAGUGACGCUAAUUUUUAUUUUGUAAUAUAAGAAUGUUACAUUCAUGAAACAGAUUUUUUUUGACUGAGAGGACACGAUGUAAAUGGAAAACAUGAUGUAAAUGGCAAUUAUGAAUGUCAUUGUUACAUUAUUACAUGUGUACAAUAAAAAUGUUUGCAGCCUGAUGUCACUGCCCAUAUACUGCAAUACGCCUGUGUAACAAGAAAAACAAAAGCAGACAAAGCUUAGCUCUUGAGCCCAGCAUGUUUCUUGAAAAAAAGUCCAAAUAAAUAAGAUUUUUUACUGUAGUUAAAUGUCUGCAUAGAUGUUCUGUCUUUAAUGCAACGUCUGAAUGAGUGACGUGUCAAUGGAAAGGUCACAGCCAAUAAAAGCGAGAUUC
Messenger RNA from Dunckerocampus dactyliophorus (ringed pipefish), 2715 nucleotides. RefSeq names its product neurocalcin delta a (gene ncalda). The transcript has 5 exons. Bases 290 to 871 code for a protein of 193 amino acids. Gene Ontology annotation, cellular component: cytosol. Gene Ontology annotation, molecular function: tubulin binding; calcium ion binding; actin binding. The record is from RefSeq and is a predicted model, not a curated record. Gene Ontology annotation, biological process: calcium-mediated signaling. Lineage: Eukaryota; Metazoa; Chordata; Actinopteri; Syngnathiformes; Syngnathidae.